Apus apus (common swift) is the source of this 5283-nucleotide messenger RNA. It is a transcript of the gene RBM47, whose product is annotated as RNA binding motif protein 47. Bases 962 to 2749 code for a protein of 595 amino acids. Gene Ontology annotation, molecular function: mRNA binding. The record is from RefSeq and is a predicted model, not a curated record. The transcript has 6 exons. NCBI's taxonomy places the organism in Eukaryota, Metazoa, Chordata, Aves, Apodiformes, Apodidae. Gene Ontology annotation, cellular component: nucleus.
CCUUCUUCACAAUCCGAAGGCUGUUUUCUGUGUUAAGACAGCAGGCACAUCUUUUUUAAGAGAAGUGAAAACCAGGAAAUAUCUCUGGUUUGUGUCCUUCAGACAGCCUGCAAGAUCUGUGAGUUUGUGGAAGUGGGGGAGAGCAUCUGCAAGGAUCUGACAAACAGAUUUGCAAGCAAGUCAAUUAGUGCAACCUCCCUCUGCUUCCCCUCUUUAAUCCAGGUGACUGCCGUGACUCUGGAAGACUGUUAAUGCUCAAUACUCCAAUAUCUGCAGGUGGAAUUUUAUACAGUAGAGAUGAUGUCACUUCUCGACAGAGGAGUCAUUGCACAUAGCUCAAAUACUGGCAUUCGGUCAUUCCAGAUCUAAUUUCCACCUGAUUUAAGGAAAAAAAAAAAAAUAAAUAAAAAAAAAAGGUGCCUACUUUUUAAAUUAGCAACUUUAAUGUUAAAUAUUUUUAGUUGUGAAGGCAGCUUUUUGGGACCUCAAAUGAGCAUCUUACAUUGGUGGUAUUUUUAUGUGCAACAGAUUUUCCUGUUUUCUUAUAAAAAUAUUUGGGAGUAGCAGUUUUUUGUCAUAUAGGUAGUUUAUAGUGUGUGUAAGUCUCCUGCAAGCUCUGUCAGUAAGAGAUGGAUAGGGUCAAAUAUUUGGGGCAUUUUUUAGACAACUAAUGUGGGGUAGAAUAAUGAGGCUGGGAGGUGUUUUUUUUAAGAAAACCAUCACCAGAAUAGAUGUGCCUGUCUGGAUCUUCUGUUGAAGUCAGCUUUCAAACAGGAUUUAUUUCUGAUUCACCAGCAUUUAUUCCUCUGGCUGGUCAUGCGAAAAAGAACAGAUAUGAAUACCAGGAAGAUGUGACCCCUUCCUCAGGCCUAAAAGCAAAGGAAGUGCACACAAAGGACAGGAGAGCUGCAGGCCAGCUCACAGUCCCAGGCUUUACCAAGCUGUGAAUGAGUUUGACACCAUGACAGCUGAGGACUCCACUGCAAGGAUGAGCAACGAUUCCUCCAAUGUGGCUGCCACAAAAGUUCCCGAAGGUGUUGCUGGUGCACCCAACGAGGCAGCUUUGCUGGCCCUCAUGGAGCGCACUGGAUACAGCAUGAUCCAAGAGAAUGGGCAACGCAAGUACGGCGGCCCUCCUCCUGGUUGGGAGGGCCUUCACCCUCCACGUGGCUGUGAAGUCUUUGUGGGCAAAAUCCCCCGCGAUGUCUAUGAAGAUGAGCUUGUCCCUGUGUUUGAGUCUGUCGGCCGCAUCUACGAAAUGCGCUUGAUGAUGGACUUUGAUGGGAAGAACCGUGGCUACGCCUUCGUGAUGUACACACAGAAGCACGAGGCAAAGCGUGCUGUCAGGGAGCUGAACAACUACGAAAUCCGUCCUGGCAGGCUGCUGGGUGUGUGCUGCAGCGUGGAUAACUGCCGGCUCUUCAUCGGGGGCAUUCCCAAGAUGAAGAAGAGAGAGGAGAUCCUGGAAGAGAUCGCCAAGGUGACAGAAGGUGUGCUGGAUGUCAUCGUGUAUGCCAGUGCUGCAGACAAGAUGAAGAACAGAGGCUUCGCCUUCGUGGAGUAUGAGAGCCAUCGAGCAGCUGCAAUGGCCAGGAGGAAACUCAUGCCAGGAAGGAUCCAGCUGUGGGGACAUCAAAUUGCAGUUGACUGGGCAGAACCAGAGAUAGAUGUGGAUGAAGAUGUCAUGGAGACUGUUAAAAUCCUCUAUGUGAGGAAUUUAAUGAUUGAGACUACAGAGGACACCAUUAAAAAGGUCUUUGGGCAGUUUAACCCUGGCUGUGUAGAGCGGGUGAAAAAAAUACGUGAUUACGCCUUUGUGCACUUUACAACCAGGGAAGAUGCCAUUCACGCCAUGAACAACCUUAAUGGUGUUGAACUGGAAGGCUCGUGCCUGGAGGUUACCUUGGCCAAGCCAGUAGACAAGGAGCAAUACACUCGCUACCAGAAAGCAGCAAAAGGAGGGGCUGCAGCAACACCCGAAGUAGCUCAGCAACCUAAUUAUGUUUACUCUUGUGAUCCGUACACACUAGCGUAUUAUGGAUAUCCAUACAAUGCCUUGAUCGGGCCCAACAGAGAUUACUUUGUGAAAGCAGGCAGCAUACGAGGCAGAGGGCGAGGUGCAGCUGGCAACAGAGCCCCAGGCCCCAGGGGCUCCUACCUGGGGGGAUACUCCGCUGGCCGUGGCAUCUACAGCAGGUACCACGAAGGCAAAGGAAAGCAGCAAGAGAAAGGAUACGAGCUGGUACCCAACUUGGAGCUACCUGCGGUCAACCCGGUGGCCAUUAAGCCUGGAGCAGUGGCCAUCCCUGCCAUCAGUGCCCAGUACUCCAUGUUUCAGGCUGCACCACCAGCCAAGAUGAUGGAAGAUGGCAAAAUCCACACUGUUGAGCACAUCAUCAACCCUAUAGCCGUCCAGCAGGACCCAGCUAGUGCAGCAGCUGCUGCAGCAGCCGCGGCCGCAGCUGUGAUACCAGCUGUCUCCACGCCUCCCCCUUUCCAGGGCCGCCCCAUCACGCCGGUGUACACCAUGGCUCCCAACAUGCAGCGGAUUCCCGCCGCUGGGAUUUACGGGACAAGUUACGUGCCGUUCGCAGCGCCCGCGGCAGCGACAGCAACGAUAGCCACGCUACAGAAGAACGCUGCUGCCGCCGCCGCCGCCGCCUACGGGGGGUACGCCGGCUACAUCCCCCAGGCAUUCCCAGCCGCGACCAUCCAGGUCCCCAUCCAUGACGUCUACCAGACAUACUGAGACUGUCGGCAGAGGAGAGCAGCGGAGAAACACACACACUGAAGGAACACUUUACUAUUUAUGAAGAAAGCACCGGCUGCGAAAGAGUAAAUGUUUGGGCUCGGUAAACUGAUGCAGAAAGUGAAGAAUGUUAUAGAAAAACGUAUUCGAAAUAUUUUCUACGCUUGAAGUUUUCACUAACUUUUUUAGGCUAUUUUUAAAAUUUAACAUGCCUGUAUUCAUACAUUUCUAAAGGACCUCGAUGCAUCUAGCCCACCGCUGACAUGCAUUUAUACGCAUCCUAGGGGGGUUGCGCAGGGUCUUUAUUUUUUUUUUAGCAGUUAUAUUUUCAAUAUAUUUGUGGUAUGAAGGUUAUUUUUUAGUAACUUCUGCACUCCAGAGAUGUCUAUUUUGUAGUGCCUUUAAUAAUAUAUCAGCUAUAUAUUAAAAAGCACACCUGAGCAGCUAGGGAAAGUUUUAACAAUAUAUUUUGAAGAAUAUAUUCAAUAUUUAAAGAAUACAUACUUUAGAAUUUUUUUAAAAAAAGAAAAAAACAACAAGUAUCUUAUUUAAAAAUUAUACUGGAAAGUGCAAUUUGAAAAAUGUGCAAGACCUCUGCAUUUUUGUGCCGGCAAUAACACAAUCUGCUCGUUCUUAUUUGAUAUCAGAAGUAACUAAUAUGGAGAGAAAAAAAAAAUCCUCCUCACACAAAUCUCUUCAUGGUGUGAUCUGCAGGCUUGUAUUAAGUAAAGGAAGGGCUCUUAGUUUUCCUUAACAACUGGAUUUCCUAUUUAUUGAAGCUACUUGUAGUUGGAGCACACGCAGAAAUGAGUAGCCGUUAUUUUGCGCAGGGUGUCUUGACUUAGAUCUUCAUCCAGUAUAAAGCCUAGGCUCUUUUUCAAUGUUCCUUAUUUUAUUCUUUGAAGUAUAUGUUGUAGUGACUGAGAAUGUAUGCUGCUCUCACCGAGAGGAUGCACAGCAUUACUUACCCAUUGCUCCAUCAUGUUCCACGAGAAAUUUCUGAGGUACUAGGGGUGGUAGUGAUACUGGAAUUAGUGAAACGGGCCUCGCUUCCCCCCCCCCGGCCUCCCUUCCACCUUUAAUUCCCCUUCUCCUCAACUGGAGUUCUACAUGCACAUCAGGGGUGGGAGCAAUUAGACCCAACAAUUUUAAGACAUAGAACUUGUAAAUAUCUUUUAAUAUACAUUUUUAAAGUCAUUUUAUGUUGCAAAUUUACAUGGUAUGUGGUUUGCCACAAAACAAAAACCUUUUAUUGCGAUGUUAUAAAAAAGUUUGUUUUAUUAAGAAGUAAAUAUAUUAUUGCAGUGUUUUGUGGCCUGUUCAAAGGCUUUUAUUUAGUAGUGUGGUGAAUGUAAAAUGUAAAAAGAUAAAUAUCUUGCCCAUUGUAUGAAGUGCAUCAGCCCUGCAAACGCAGCUCUGGUGACACGAGGUGCAAAGCAGGGACUGAGUAAACAAUGUUCCUUUACUUUUGGUGGUAGAAGUACCAACUGAAGGGGUUGUGUAUUGAAAAUAUUUUGACAACUGAACCACUUCCAGCCCGUGUCCAGCUCAGUUAAGUGACAUUUUAAUACACUUUUUUUUCCUUGCCUCAAAGUGGAGCAGUCAUUUUUCAGGUGCUCUUGCUCAGCCAAGCUGGGCUCUCCUUACACCUCUCGACCCGCUAGCCAAAACACUGUGAGGAGGUUAACCAUUAGGUUGGACUCUGCCCCUCCACGCCCCUUCCUGGGAGGCUUUUAUUGUCUGUCCCUGCACUUCCGAAAGCACAUCUAGACCUUACCCCGCCAUUCGCAGGGCAAGAGGAGGUGAUUUUGGCAAAGCCCCGAGGGGGAAGCCCCCACGAGGAGGCCAGCGCUGCCUCCUCCAGCCAAGGCCUUGCACGGCUCUACACUAAAUGCUGCCAUAGGUCCACAGGCUCUGCAUAAAUACCCCUGGGGUUGAGGAAAGGCAGUCUAAUGGUUUGGGUCUGUGCCCCAUGCCACCACUGACCUACAGAGGAGGGAUGACGGGUGAUGGCUCCUUUCCCACUUGUCUUUUCCCCACCAGCAGAAUGAGGGUCCUCCUGCACACAGAGCUGGCAGAGAGAGAAAGGAGCCAAAGAGGGCAAACCCUGAGGAGCACCAGGCCACUGAUGGGUGCUGUCUGCACUGGGGCAGGAACAGACAGGACCCAGGAACACAGGUAGGAUGCAGGGAUGCAGGCAGGAUGCAGGCAGCUGGGUUGUGCUGAGCCUCCCUGGCCCGUGCCUUUUACACUUGCUUCUAAACCAUUUCAUGUACACUACUACUGAGGUAAGUCUGAUAACUUGAAAUGUGAACAUCUUUAGGUUAAGAACAAACUAUUAAAAGAAAAAAAAAAAAAAAGACAAAAAAAAAAGACAAAAGUAGUGUGCCUUAUUCUCAUAAGAGCUGAUAUUUUAUGUGUUUUAUUGUAUCUCUGUUCUCUGUACUGUCAGAAGCCUCUGAGUUUAUUUAGUUCUUGCUCCAUUUACGGUACAUUUCUAGAAUGUAGUGAAUAAAGCAUUAUUUAAAAUCGGA